AUGUUGGUGUUCUGUAUUAGUUUGUAUCGUAGUAAUUAUGUUGGUGUUCUUUAUUUGAAGGGUGAAUUGUUUGUGUUGGAGAAGAUUUAUAUUAUGGAAAUGGAAACAGAAAGCAUAACAAGGGGCAGUGAGGUUGGUGUUGGUGAUUGUGGCAGUGGAGUUAAGUUUCGGAGUAACGUCCAUAUGGAGGAGGGUAUAGAAGACGUAGAUGAUGCAGGUAGUUGUGCACUUGACAUGGAUGUUAGCAACGAAAUAGCUGUAGUUGUUGAGGAGCCUAAGGAAGGGAUGGUUUUCCAGUCUUGGCAAGACGUUGAAGCCUACUAUAAGGACUAUGCUGAGCAGAUGGGGUUUGGAGUGACAAGGGCCCAAGGUGUAAAUUCUAAGAUGGGGGACAAAAAAAAAAUCAAAGUCACGUGGAAGUGUGAGUGUUGGGGAAAACCUGACAUGAGGGCUAGGAGGGAAGCGAAGAAGAGGGCAAAGGCAAUGGGUCUUGGAGGUUCAAAUGGUUUAAUUGACGGGGUGGUAUGUGAGGAUGAAUUAAGUGGUAUGAAGAGGACUUCAAAAAAGUGCGAAUGUCAGACUCGUGUUUAUGCUAAAGUUAACGAAGAUAGCUUGUGGGAGUUGAAGAGCGUGGAACUAAAGCAUAAUCACGGGAUUGAUCCGGCAAAUUCUAAGCUUGUGAAGGAGUACCGCAUGAAGCAAAUGACCUCCGGAUUUAAGAAGAGGCUGAUAGAUUUCUAUGAGCAAGGUGUACCAAUUUCUCAAAUACACGGUUUCAUGGCGACCGAACGAAAGGGUAACAUGACUCUCACAGUAAAAGAUUCACAACAUGAGGUGUACAAGGCUAGACGAUUGAAGAUGGUUGGAAGGAACUCAGUGGUAAUGAUGGAGUACUUUGAAAAAAUGCAAACCGAGAACCAAAAUUUUUUCCAUGCUCAACGCUUGGAUGAAGAAGGGAGGCUUAAAGAUGUGUUGUGGGUGGAUGCAAGAAGUAGGGUAGCUUUUGAGGACUUUGGUGAUGCGGUUUGCUUCGACACAACAUACCUAACGAAUGAGUACGAGCUCCUGUUUGCAAAUUUUGUUGGUGUGAACCACCAUGGGCAAUCGUUGUUGUUGGGAUGUGCCCUUGUUUCACAUGAAGACUGUGAUACGUUUGCGUGGAUAUUUCGACAGUGGUUAGCUUGCAUGAACAAUCGGGCUCCUAAAGCCAUAUUGACCGACCAAGCGGCAGCUAUGCGGAGGCCCUUUGCUGAAGUCAUGUCGAACACGGUGCAUCGUUGGUGCAUAUGGCAUAUCAUGAACAAGAUCCCUGAGAAACUUGGCAAGUGUGUACGUUACCAAGAGUUCGUCAACCCCCUCAAAGAGCUAGUGUAUGAGAGCUUUGACCCCGAGGAGUUCCAAACCCGAUGGGCAGAGUUUAUUGCUUAG
Chenopodium quinoa (quinoa) is the source of this 1428-nucleotide messenger RNA. RefSeq names its product protein FAR-RED IMPAIRED RESPONSE 1-like. Gene Ontology annotation, biological process: regulation of DNA-templated transcription. The coding region runs from base 1 to 1428 and encodes 475 amino acids. The record is from RefSeq and is a predicted model, not a curated record. The transcript is spliced from 3 exons. NCBI's taxonomy places the organism in Eukaryota, Viridiplantae, Streptophyta, Magnoliopsida, Caryophyllales, Amaranthaceae.